AUGCAGACCAUAGUGGGCCUUAUGCAAAUGCAACAGCAGGUGCAACAGCAGUUGCUCCAACAACAAGCGCAGUUGCUCCAGACACAGCCACAGCAAGGACGAGGGGAACAGUGUGAACAUCCUAGCAGCAUAGCUGAAUUUAAGAGGCUGGCUCCUCCAGCUUUUCAGGGGACUACAGAACCUUUGGAAGCAGACAAUUGGCUUACAGAGAUGGAAAAAGCAUUUGCUGUCUUAAGAUGCCGGGACGAUGAAAAACUUCUGUUUGCAUCAUACAUGUUGCAGGGAGAAGCAUUUAAUUGGUGGCAGAUGUUGGAGCAUAAAUUUGAGCAUGAUGGGGAACCUCUCACUUGGGAUAAAUUUCAAAAAGCAUUCUAUGAUAAAUAUUUUCCUCGGAGUGUAAGGACACAGAAGGAACAAGAAUUUAUCCAUUUGAAGCAAAGGGGCAUGACAGUGGCCGAAUAUGAAGCCAAAUUCACAGAAUUAGCCAAAUUUGUUCCGAAAUUGGUAGAGGAUGAGCAAGACCGAGUGCACAAGUUUGAGAUGGGAUUGAAGACUGAAAUUAGGAAGCAAGUGGUACCCUAUGAGUUGACUACCUAUGCAGCUGUGGUCAAUAAAGCUUUAAUAAUUGAAAGGGAAGUCAACGAAGCUUUUGCUGAAAGGGAAAGAAACCAAAAGAAAAGAAACAGACCUGCUGAAUUUAAAGAGGGAAACAAGAAUUUCAAGAAUCCAGCUCAGAAGCCAAAUAAAGAUAGAAAUCUCAAAAAUAAGAGUGGGAAGUGUUCAAGAUGUGGCGGUAAUCAUUAA
This is a messenger RNA of Phoenix dactylifera (date palm), 804 nucleotides long. Lineage: Eukaryota; Viridiplantae; Streptophyta; Magnoliopsida; Arecales; Arecaceae. The record is from RefSeq and is a predicted model, not a curated record.